Camelina sativa (false flax) is the source of this 1233-nucleotide messenger RNA. RefSeq names its product methylsterol monooxygenase 1-3. Gene Ontology annotation, biological process: lipid biosynthetic process. The record is from RefSeq and is a predicted model, not a curated record. NCBI's taxonomy places the organism in Eukaryota, Viridiplantae, Streptophyta, Magnoliopsida, Brassicales, Brassicaceae. Gene Ontology annotation, molecular function: oxidoreductase activity; iron ion binding.
ACACCAUCCUCAUAUAUACAUUGUCAAAAACAUACUCAAGCUAGCCACACGUUAUAUCACUUGUGAGAGUUUCACUCCAAAACACUGCCAUACAUAAAACAUAGAAGUUAAUCCAGACACAACAACACCCCCAUACAGUCUCAACCAAAUAUGAUCCCAUAUCGAACCGUUGAAGAGGCGUCCGUGGCUUUAGGAAGAAACCUGACUAGGCUCGAGACGGUUUGGUUCGAUUACUCAGCCACCAAGUCCAAUUUUCAUGUAUAUUGCCAUACCAUUUUGCUUCUCUUCCUUGUCUUUUCCCUCGCUCCUCUCCCUCUUGUGUUUGUGGAGCUGUCCGGCUGGUUCGAUCAGUACAAGAUUCAGCCGAAGGUUAAGUAUUCGUUGUCAGAGAUGUUCCGAUGUUAUAAACAAGUCAUGAAGUUGUUCCUUCUCGUCGUCGGUACCUUGCAAAUCGUUUCUUAUCCUUCGAUCCAGAUGGUAGGGAUUCGAAGUGGUUUGCCAUUACCAUCGUUAAUGGAGAUAGUAGCACAGCUAGUGGUUUACUUCUUGAUAGAAGAUUACACUAACUACUGGAUCCAUAGAUGGUUGCAUUGCAAAUUGGGUUAUGAGAUGAUUCAUCGAAUCCAUCACGAGCACACAUCUCCCAUCGGAUAUGCAUCGCCGUAUGCACAUUGGGGCGAGAUCUUGAUUCUUGGUAUUCCGACGUUUCUUGGACCCGCGAUUGCUCCUGGCCACAUUAUGACCUUUUGGUUAUGGAUAGCUUUACGCCAAAUCGAGGCUAUUGAGACUCACAGCGGAUAUGAUUUUCCAUGGACUCUGACAAAAUUUAUUCCUUUUUACGGUGGAGCUGAGUAUCAUGAUUAUCAUCAUUACGUUGGAGGACAAAGCCAGAGCAACUUUGCUUCAGUGUUUACGUACUGUGAUUACAUCUAUGGAACUGACAAAGGUUAUAGAAUCCAUAAGAAGAUUCUUCAACAGCAGGUUAAGGAGGAAGCAGAAGAGAAGGGAGGAACGAAAUAUGAUUAGUAAUAAAUUCGAAGAGUGUUAAAAUUUUCAAUCUGUUGAUAAAAUAUUAAAUAAUAUGUAAACAUAAAAGAUUAAGAAUAAAGUAUCAUAUAAUAUGUAUUGUCGCUCUCUAACAUGUGAACGAUAAAAAAUUAUAUGUAUAUUUUAGAAAUAAUAUAACCUUUAAGAGCAUCUAAUGGAUGAAAAUGCUCUUCGCCUCUCUUUGUA